Geodia barretti is the source of this 396-nucleotide messenger RNA. NCBI's taxonomy places the organism in Eukaryota, Metazoa, Porifera, Demospongiae, Tetractinellida, Geodiidae. The record is from the annotation of a GenBank genome assembly.
UUGGACGUUGCAGCCGGAGAGGCGAUAGAUCUGGGUUGUUGGACUCUUACCGAGGAGUCGGUAAGGAGUUAUCUGGACGCCGUGGGGGACGACCUGACCCUGUAUCUGGAACUGGGAGUGGCGCCCCCUUUGGCCCUGUGUGCCUAUGCCUUGGGAGCGAUGCUGGAGAAGCUGUCUUUGCCGGUUGGCGCCAUCCACAGCAUCCAGGAAAUGGAGGCGGUGGGCGCGGCCAGCAUCGGACAGGAUAUCUACGGUGAAGCAGUACCGGAGCGGCCCCGCAAGAGAGGCGGGCUCCGGUUUAUGACUGUGGGUUAUACCCUGAGAGAUGACGCGGGGCAGGUGGUGCAGACGGGCAAGACCACGGUGCUGACGCCGGAGAGCGGGGACCAGGGCUAA